AUGAUAUAUUUGGAGCUCAAGGCUAAGUCAAUGUAUAAGGCUGAAAUGAAGUUGAACUUCACUGCCUACCAUUGUUACCGCUAUCUGUCCUGGUAUCCCAAGUGGCAAGAGACAGCAGAAAAGUCGCUCAAAAAGCAGAAGAACAAGAGGAAGGGUGGCAUGAAGAAAUCUAUGUCUGUUGCUGUAGAGGGUCAGCAACAAGAUGAUAAUGACACCUCUGACAUGUCUGGCACUUGGCCUGCUGGGAGAAAGCAGAUGAAAGCAAGAGAGUUGGGCAUACAAAGAUUCAAGGAGAUGAUAGAGAAGAUGUAUGCAAUGAAGGCAAGCAGUGCAUUGGAGCUCAAGGAAAGGUCUGCUUGCAUCCUCAAGUCCAUUGAAGAUCAAGCUGAAGAACAGAUACGUGCAGCAAAAGCACAUCAACUUCUAGACAAAGAAGAAAUGAUGUCCUUUAAAAGACACUGUCUUCUGGAAGAAGAAGAGAUAGCAUUGGCUAAAAUCCGCCAACAGAUAAAUUAA
Molecule: messenger RNA, 516 nt
Organism: Phycomyces blakesleeanus NRRL 1555(-)
Lineage: Eukaryota; Fungi; Mucoromycota; Mucoromycetes; Mucorales; Phycomycetaceae
Exons: 1
Coding region: 1-516 (171 amino acids)
Source: RefSeq, a predicted model, not a curated record